This is a messenger RNA of Acanthoscelides obtectus, 1440 nucleotides long. The record is from the annotation of a GenBank genome assembly. Lineage: Eukaryota; Metazoa; Arthropoda; Insecta; Coleoptera; Chrysomelidae.
CAGCUAACCAAGCUAACCCCUGUGAUUCUUUGGAAGAAUACAUAAUGUCGAAACAAUACUACGACUUUUACUCAAGACCGUACUAGUAACAUACCUUAAGCCCGCUUUUAUGCACGCGUUUUUUGUCGCCUGUCGCGUGGCGACAAAAAACGCGGCGUUUAUAGAUGAAACAAAAUGAAACUUUUGUCUAACGUUGUUUGUGGCGUGUCGCUUUCAGAUAGAUCAGUGGCCAUCGUAUCGUCUAAACAAGGAAGUGUGGUGCAUUGAUAAAUAAUGGAUCCGUGUGUUGUAUACUUGGCAUACAAAUAUAUAAUCAAAAAGAGACGCAAGAGACGUUGGAGCGUUCACCCAAUAAAUAGUGCAAGAAAUCUCAGAGGCACAUAUUAUACACUACACAAAGAACUAUGACGAGACAAUGACAAAUUCUUUAAUUAUUACCGUAUGUCGAUAGCUUCCUUUGAUGAGCUAUGUGAAAAGUUAAAAAACACUUUCAAUAAAGAUAGGGAGCUGAUUCAAGGAUUUGCAUUCGAAGCAGAAGAAAUGUUAUCAAUGACGUUGAGGUAUUUAGGUUCAGGAUGUACCUAUACAGAGCUGCACUACAGCUACAGAUUAGGGGUCACAACGGCAAGUCUUCUAAUUCCAAGAGUUUGCGUUGCCCUAUGGCGUACAUUACAGGAAGAGUGCUUUCCUGUACCUACUGAACAACGUUGGCGCCAAAUUGCCCAAGAUUUUGCAGAACGUACCAAUUUUCCUAACUGCAUUGGCUCUAUUGAUGGUAAACAUUGCAGGAUAAUCGCGCCUGCACAUAGCGGAUCACUGAAUUAUAAUUACAAGAACUUUUUUUCCAUUGUUCUAUUAGCUAUUGCCGACAGCAACUGUUGUUUUAUAUACAUCGAUGUCGGGUCCUAUGGUAAGGAAUCGGACUCCAUGGUGUUUAGACAAUGCUCCUUGUUUAGAAAAUUGGAAGAAGAUACCUUACAUAUCCCAAAACCUGAGAAAGUAGCAGAAACAACACUGCCAUAUGUACUCGUUGGGGAUGAGGCGUUUGUACUAACAAAUAACUUAAUGCGACCUUAUCCUGCAAAGAACUUAACAGAAAAAAGAAGAAAUUUUAAUUAUCGCUUGUCUAGAGCAAGAGGGAAAGUAGAAUGCUCCUUUGGAAUUUUAACUAACAAAUGGCGUAUACUGCAUCGACCGAUGAAUGUGAUGGAGGAAGUCGCUGUAUCCAUCAUCAAAGCUUGCUGUAUAUUACACAAUUUUGUUCGUGUGAGGGAUGGCAUCAGAUUUGAGGAUACUUUGACAAUAACAGGGCUGCAUGAUAAUGAUAGAGCAGAACCAGAAGGACGUGGACGUAAGUCUGCUUACAAAUACAGAGAUGCUUUCGCUGACUAUUUUAGCAGUCCAGCAGGGGCUGUGCCAUGGCAAAACACCAACAUAUGA